UUCGUAAUUAAAUAGGGUAGAAUUGUAAAUUCAGGAGGCUGAACUGAACGAAGAGACAGUUCACUGGAUAAGACUCCGGGUACAGACUGCUCUUCUCGUUGCCAAAUAUUCCGACGGGAUGGCAAUCGCCAUCUUCACCGCGCAUGUUAGCACCAGUGGCUUAAAUUCCCGGCUCCUCCGUUCUCCGCCGCAACGAACCUUGUCUCCGGCAAGAUGUCACCGUAAUUUUAGCUUGAGUUGCGCGUUAUUCCCGGAGAAAAGGCGGGAAAGCAGACGACUGGUCAACUUAGCCCUCGGAGUCUUGCUUCAAUGGCUCGUUGUACCUCAAGAUGCAGUAGGAGGUAGCCCUUUUGACAAGUAUGUUAAAAGGAAACAGCUUGAUCCACUGGAAGCUUAUGUACCAGCUGUGCUUCUGGCUGGGGUGCAGAUUAAGGAAUUAGAAAAAUCUUUAGAGGUUGAUGAGCCUGAAUAUGGUGAUUGCCGGAAUAUAUUGCGUUCUGGUCCUGCUUCAUCUCUUCGUGUCAAUAUUCGAGCAGUAGCACAAUACGCAGCUGAUGGUGGCAAUGGUAAAUCAGCUUUCAGUGAUGUUGAUCAAUGUCUAAGUGCGUUGGAAGGACUUGACUCGUUGCUUUUGCGUGCAUCAAGAAAGGAUCCAGGGGCCUCGAUUGACUCCAUGAAGACACAAAUUGUUACAGCCCUAAAUGCAUUGGACAGUCUUCUUAAAAAUGUCCCAGCUGACGUGCUUGAGAAAGGAAAGUCUGUAGCUGAUUCGUAUUUUUUUGCUCGUGAGGAAGAUGUAGCACCGGAGAAACUGGACCCUGAUGUGAAGCAACUGGAAUCUAUAUUGUAAAUACGGACUGUUUCAUCCUUUCAAAGUUUUUGUAUUGCUUAUGAGUUGAUGGGCAGAGGGUUGCUCUUAGUCUCUUAAUUGAUUAAGAUGCAAGUCAUCCAAAGUAUGUAGCUCUUGUAUUUUGUUUUGUUCUGUCCCAAUGUAUAGCUCUAAAUUUAUAGCAAGAGUUAACUCUGGAUUACCCAUCAACAUGGACGAAUGAACAUAACACAUUCGUUUAGUUUGGAAAACCGAUGCUAUUGAAUGAAAAAAUAAAUAAAUUCCUCUUUAGCA
This is a messenger RNA of Capsicum annuum, 1123 nucleotides long. RefSeq lists its product as uncharacterized. NCBI's taxonomy places the organism in Eukaryota, Viridiplantae, Streptophyta, Magnoliopsida, Solanales, Solanaceae. The coding region runs from base 119 to 850 and encodes 243 amino acids. The record is from RefSeq and is a predicted model, not a curated record. The transcript is spliced from 7 exons.